Messenger RNA from Plasmodium berghei ANKA, 1500 nucleotides. Its product is annotated as nucleolar protein 56, putative. Gene Ontology annotation, cellular component: box C/D methylation guide snoRNP complex; small-subunit processome. The transcript has a single exon. NCBI's taxonomy places the organism in Eukaryota, Apicomplexa, Aconoidasida, Haemosporida, Plasmodiidae. Bases 1 to 1500 code for a protein of 499 amino acids. The record is from RefSeq and is a predicted model, not a curated record. Gene Ontology annotation, molecular function: snoRNA binding.
AUGAAAAGUUUGUACAUUUUAUUCGAAUGCUCAGCUGGGUAUUUCUUACUUAAAGUUGAAGAAUGGGAACAAAUAGGAAAUAAUGAGAAUCUUGAAAAAAAAAUAUUGAAUGCAGAUACAUUUCAUCAAAUUGUUCAAUUUUGUGCAUUUAUACCUUUUGAAACGGCCGAAACAGCAUUAGAAAAUUUACUUAAUAUUAACGAAGGAAAAGCAACAUCAUUUUUAUUAAAUUUUUUAGAACAGAAUUUGCCAAAUAAUAAAAGUCAAUAUGAAUUAGGAGUAGCAGAUCUUAACUUAGGCAAAUUUUUAUCUAACAUUGGUUUUAACAUAGUACAUAAUAAUAAUAUAUUAGAAUUAUUUCGAGCCUGUAGAUUAUUUUAUUUAAAAAAAAUCAAAAAAUAUAUUAACAAUGCUGAUAUAGAUAUUAAAAAUUUUAAUAUCGGUUUAGGUCAUAGUUAUUCAAGAUCUAAACUAAAAUUAGAUCCGAGAAAACAAGAUAAAUCUAUUAUUAAUAGUAUAGGAACUAUUGAAUCUUUAGACAAAAAUAUAAAUGUUUUUAGUAUGAGGGUUAUAGAAUGGUAUAGUUGGCAUUUUCCAGAGUUAAAAAAAAUUGUAACUGAUGUUUGUAUGUAUUGUAAAUUAGUUAUUUUAAUACAAAUAAAAGAAAAUUUUGAUUUCGAAAAUAAUAAAGAUAAAAUUAAUGAAAUAACACAAAAUGAAGAAAUGACAGAAAAUAUAGAAAAAGUAGCUAACUUAUCAAUAGGUCAAGAAUUAGCAGAAGAAGAUUUAAAUAAUAUUAUAAACUUUGCAAAUGAAGUUAUUAAUUUAUCAAACACUAGAAAUGUAUUAUGGAGCUAUUUAGAUAAAAAACUUGAUAUAGUUUCGCCAAAUCUUAAAGAGUUAUUAGGCAAUACAUUAAGUGCAAGGUUAAUUAGCCAUGCUGGGUCGCUAGUAAAUUUAGCUAAAUGUCCAUCAAGUAGUAUUCAAAUCUUUGGUUCUGAAAAAGCAUUGUUUAAUUCAUUAAAAGGCAAUAAAAAAACACCAAAGUUUGGAAUAUUAUAUAACUCUUCUUAUAUAUCUAAAACACCUACAGCAUUAAAAGGCCGAAUGUCUCGAUACUUGUCAUGUAAAAGUGCUAUGGCUGCACGAAUAGAUUCUUUUUCUGACUAUCCUACUAAUUCAUAUGGUAUUGCAUUUAAAAAACAAUUAGAACAUAAAAUAUUGCACAUGAUCAAGGGUGUUAAACUUUCGAAAAAUAUAGAUUAUAUUAAUGAAGCAGAAAAAAUCUAUAAAAACCAAAAUGGAAUUAGUAAUAUUGAGGAUGCUGAUGAUGAGGAAGAAAAGAAAAGAUUGAAGAAGGCCAAGAAAGAGGAAAAAAAAAGAAGAAAGCUAGAAAAAAAAAUGAAAAAAGAAAAAGAAAAAGCUGAAAAGGAGAAUGAGAAAAAGGAGAGUGAGGAAAAGGAAAAUGAGGAAAAGGAAAAUGAGGAAGAUGAUAAAUAA